Molecule: messenger RNA, 786 nt
Organism: Nicotiana tabacum (common tobacco)
Lineage: Eukaryota; Viridiplantae; Streptophyta; Magnoliopsida; Solanales; Solanaceae
Product: bZIP transcription factor 44-like
Biological process (GO): positive regulation of DNA-templated transcription
Cellular component (GO): nucleus
Molecular function (GO): transcription cis-regulatory region binding; DNA-binding transcription factor activity
Source: RefSeq, a predicted model, not a curated record
CUUAUUUAUACUUUAUUCAGUUAUAACGUGUUACAGUCCAAUUAUUAUGGCUUCUUCUCCUAGUGGAACAUCUUCAGGGUCGGAGGAUAUUCAGCAACUAAUGGACCAAAGGAAACGCAAAAGAAUGAUAUCAAACAGGGAAUCAGCAAGAAGAUCAAGAAUGAAGAAGCAAAAGCGUUUGAGUGAUCUAAUUGUUCAAGUGAAUCAACUCAAGGAUCAGAAUAAUAAAAUUGUAACUAACAUAAAUAUGGUGACUCAAGUUUAUUUGAACGUGGAAGCAGAGAACUCUGUUCUUAGAGCACAAAUGGCAGAAUUAAGCCACAGGCUUCAGUCCCUAAACGAGAUCAUUAACUGCAUAAACUCUGCAGCAACAAUAAUUGACGACACAGAGGUUAAUGGUGAAGAUGAUUUCUUGAAUCCUUGGAAUUUGCUACAUGUGAAUCAGCCAAUCAUGGCUUCUGCUGAUGUUUUCAUGUACUGAUCUUAUAUCAUUUGUCAUUGAAAAAUCAAUUAGAGAGAAAAAAAAAAAAAGAUAUUGUUGUUGCUUGGCUCUUGGCUUGGCUCUAGAUGGAGGCGUUUGGUUAGGUUCACUAAUAAAUAAUUGGAUUUUAAAGAAAAGAGAAGUACUUUUAAAUGAGGGUUGAUAAAAUAGUUGUUGACACCUCUUGGUUUGUGAAUGGGUUGUUGCUACUAAAUUAGUAUUAAGUUGCUUGUCACUUUUGUCAUUUUAUUAAAGAUAAAUCCAUCAGUGUCUUGUGUGUAACACACUGCUAUUCUAUUUGUUUA